GAGCCUAAAGAAGAAGGAGGAGCGCUGUCAUGGCGGCCAAGGUGGUGAUGGUGGCCGUCCCGACGGUGCUGGGCAUAGCCUCCAUCCGAGUGUACACGGUGAAGGAAGUGUCCGCUGAUGGACUGGUUACUCGUGAAAAGCUGAACAUCUACAACCCGCUGCCACCAUCCACUCAGGUUCACUUUGUGCCAGAUAGCCCUGGCGUCAUUGAGAGCGGCUUAACUACAGCGAGAGAGAACAUACUACCAUUUGUCCAUGCUGUAAAGGGUGCCUGUGUCUCUGUGAAAAGGGGAAGUGUAAACCUAUACCAUGCUGGAGAGGAUUUGUACUUUUACUUGAAAGACCCUCCCCCGGGUUUCCUACCCAGAUUUGGCACCAUCACCAUGGCAGGACUGCUUGGCAUGUUCUUGGCACGGAAAGGCUCUCGUUUUAAGAAGUUAGCGCUUCCACUGGGCCUGAUGAGCGCAGGAGCAUCAGUGUGCUACCCAGCCCAAGCAGUGGCUGUGUGUAAGGUGACAGGCAAGAAGGUGUAUGCUGCAGGGCAGUGGAGCAGCGCUACAGUGUCUUCACUGCUUACUUACGUGUCCCAGGAGCCGGUUGCCAAAGAGAUUGCUGCUUCAAAACCACAGGCAGCCACAGUGCCAAAUCCAGAGUCUGCAGUAGUUGAGGAGGCUCAGUCUGCCGCCUGCCAUGCCUCAGAGCCCAGCUCCACCACAGACGACUCAGCCCAGAGCACUGUGCUCUCUGAUGAGCCCAUUGUCAAUGGAACAGAAGAAGGAUCAUCAGUAACACUCACAGAGAUUUCCCCAGACCAGCCCCCCACAGAGACCAACACAGAUCUCGUGGUACAGUCGGUGCCAGCAGAGACCACUCCUCCCUCUGAACUACCUGCCCCUGUUGAAAGCGAGGAGCCCCCAGCCUUAAAACCAGCAUCAGAGGAAGUCUCCACUGAAGCCAGUGCAGCUGAGCCCACACCGAGCUUAGAACCAGAGACUGUAGAUCCUGCACCGGUCGAGCCUGCUCCAGCUGAGUCUGCUCCGGUCGAGUCUGCUCCGGCUGAGUCUGCUCCGGUCGAGUCUGCUCCAGCUGAGCCUGCUCCGGUUGAGUCUGCUCCAGCUGAGCCUGCUCCGGUCGAGUCUGCUCCAGCUGAGCCUGCUCCGGUCGAGUCUGCUCCAGUUGAAGCUGCCCCAGUCGAGCCUGCUCCAGUUGAGCCUGCUCCAGUCGAGCCUGCUCCAGUUGAGCCUGCUCCAGCUGAAGCCGCUCCUUCAACUGAGGAACCCCCUGCUCCAAAUACCUCAGAAGAGCCAGCAGCAGUGGCAGUUGUUGAAUCAGCUGACCUUGAAUCUGCCUCUGAACCUCAGCUGGUUGCUGCUGUGGAGGAGGCUCCAACACACACCCCACCACCUCCUGAACAGCCUGCAGCAGAUAACAACAAAGGGGGCUCUGGUUUCAAGCCAGACCCAGCUCUCAUGGACUUUGGCCAGUCCAACCCGGAGGAUGAAGACCUGUAUAGCACACGCAGUUGAGAGACCACAGUGGACCUCAGGAGAAAGCUCAUUCCCACACUGCCAACAGAUUAUAUCUCAUUCAAACUGACAAACACUCUCUGUAUCCUGCAAGUUCCAUCAUGAAGGGAAGAAGGCGUAUUUGAGAAUCCUUUAAUCAGUUUUUCCGUUCUCAUUACUUCUGCCCACAUCUUUUUAUAUUUUCAAGGUCCAGGUACAUUUACACUAAUGAGAAUGCAGCAAAUCCGGUAUACGGAUCUGGGUCAGUUUUGCAUAGAAAGCUAGAAGACUGGGGAAAAAAACCACCUACAACUGUUUACAAGUCAUUUAAUUCACAGCUAGCAGAUUGUGUCAUUUUCUCUUCGUCUGUGUCGUUAAACAGAUCGUGGCUUUUUGUGCUGCAGUUGUCACAGUCAUGAAUGCAUGGUGCUUUUAUUUAUUGUAAUUUAGCCCAUCGCGUUAGUAAGCGAAAAAAUAUCACGCGUGCUUAUGAUCAUCACAAGAUGGACUAGUGCCGUUUCAUUUUGUUACAUCAAAGUGUGUCUUCCUUGUUGAUUUAAGAACCCAAAUAAAUCUAUAUUUUUCAUGAAUUCA
Scomber scombrus (Atlantic mackerel) is the source of this 2099-nucleotide messenger RNA. RefSeq names its product apolipoprotein O-like (gene apool). Gene Ontology annotation, biological process: cristae formation. The coding region runs from base 30 to 1526 and encodes 498 amino acids. NCBI's taxonomy places the organism in Eukaryota, Metazoa, Chordata, Actinopteri, Scombriformes, Scombridae. The transcript has 11 exons. Gene Ontology annotation, cellular component: MICOS complex. The record is from RefSeq and is a predicted model, not a curated record.